ACGAGCGCGCCCCGUGCGCGCGCUCGCGUCCAUCGCGAUCGCGAUCGAAUAGGAGAUCGACUGCGGGCGAUAGAGAAGAACGGCUUAAAGAGGAAUAAAACAAAGGACAUUUAUCUGAGUGACGCUAUCAGUGUGUGCUCCGAAUUUUGGGAUUUUGUGCUACGUUGAACGGAGACUCCCGCGGAGUUUUCGGUGCCCUUCUUGCGUGAUCAUCGUCGACGGCAGCAACGGCCAUGACCGCGGACAGCCUGUUCGAGACUACCAGCAUCCCGGGGCAUCUCGCUCCCACGCCCGAGAGACUGGAGAGACUUCUCUCGAAACAGACCCUCGAGGAGCUCUACGAGGUCGAGGAACAGCCUUUCGCACGAGGUAAAUACGCAACGGUGAGGAGAUGCCGCGAGAGAUCCAGCGGCAGGCAGUGGGCUGCCAAGUUUCUGAGGAAGCGACGGCGGGCCCAGGAGCUCAGAGCGGAAGCGCUUCACGAGGUCGCCGUGCUGGAUGCCGCGGCCCAUUGUUCUCGUCUCGUCUCCCUUCAUCAGGUCUUUGAGACCAACACCGAGAUGGUGCUCGUCCUCGAGCUGGCUCCUGGCGGCGAAUUACAAAUGAUACUCGACCGAGACGAAGUUCCAGAGGAACGGCAGGUCGCCAGAUUACUGAAGCAGAUUUUGGACGGGAUAGCCUUUCUGCAUUCCCUGAACGUGGCUCACCUCGACAUCAAGCCACAGAAUUUGGUACUUACUGGAGAAUUUCCGGAUUGCGACGUGAAGCUAUGCGACUUUGGCAUAUCGCGGUACAUCAGUCACGGAGCGGACAUUCGAGAAAUUUUGGGCACGCCUGAUUAUGUCGCCCCGGAGGUUCUGAAUUACGAGCCGAUCAGCCUGGCGACCGACAUGUGGUCCGUUGGCGUGCUGCUCUACGUGCUGCUAACGGGAUGCUCGCCGUUCGGAGGAGACACCAAGCAGGAGACGUUCUGCAACAUCAGCCGAUGUCGCCUGGACUUCCCGGACGAUCUCUUCGAGGACGUCUCCGAAGAAGCGCGCGAUCUUAUGCGCAAACUUAUGGUCAAGGAUCCGAAUGAACGUUUGACGGUGACCGAAUGUCUCCAGCAUCCCUGGUUCAACAUGUUCGAGCAGCCGUUGGCGCCCUUGACGACGUGCCCCUCGUCGGACGACAGUCCUGCUGCUGUUCUCGACUCGUCGACGAUACCCCCGAAAGAAGACAGCGCCUCGUCGGAGCUGCCGAUCGCCAACCAAGGUCAGGUUUCGUCUACGCCGAAGAACGACGGCGAGAAGCAGCAACGGUCCUCCACGACCGGUCUAUGCCAUAGUGCGGAAAUUUCCAAACCAGCAGCUAGCGCUCGCGCCGUAUCCUCGCAUACGGAGAACCUCUACUCGGCUUCGAGAUCGUUGCCCAAGCCCAUCAGAUUCGGGCUGAGUCCGGACCGUAGGGAUACUUUCAAGAGAAAUAUGGACUCACUGGCGCGAAAGUUCUCCGGCAGUGUUCUGCCGGAAAUCGUCAUCAUCGAGUCAUCAUCGUCAAAUGCCAGCGGUAGUAUUCAGCAACGUCGCGCCACUGCUACCCACACGAUGCCAGCUGGCGGCGGCGAAGUGUUCAAGUGCACGCCCGUAUUUAUCCUCGGCGAGAUCGAGCAACAGUGCAGUGAUAGCGGUAGCGAUACCGUGUCCGAGAUCUCGACCGACAGCUCGAGCGAUCGCAGUAGCAUCUAUUCGGACGACUCUCUCGAUUUUAUUCUAUAUGGUAAGAGUCAAGGUAGAGCGAGUUACCCGUUCACUGCCUCCGACGCGACCGCCGACAGAUGGGAACAGAGGCAUCAUCAUCAUCACCGUGCCACCAGAGUAUGGCCACGCGAAUGCAGCGGCGUCGUCAGCAAGGCGCUCAGCCGUUUCACGUCCGAAACCUCGUCUGGUGUGAAGAUCGCGAAAAUCCCAACGACGACGCCACCGACGGUGACGGCGUUGCGUGGUGGCAGUGGCAACAAAGCCGGUCUUGAGGCGCUCCGCGAACGAGGCGGCAACUUGGUAGUUAUUAGGGAACCCGUACGUGCUGGCAGAUACACCAGGUACAGCGAGGUACAAUGCGAGUCAGUGCAAGCGCGGAUUCGGCGGUUCCAGGUGCACGAGGCCUCGUAAAAUUGUACCGUCCAGCUGUGCGUCGACAGGUGUCGGCGUUGAAUUAUAUUCGUGCACAGGUGGACGGGCAUCUCUGGCAGUCUCCUCGAGGAAUUGCCGAGGGAUCGGAAGAUCGAAAGUUGUACAUAUCGCGUAAUAUAUCGUGUGUACAGUGACGCGAAGAGUAUUGAAGGGAGGUUUUGAGUAACGAGGCGUGCCCGAGAGAUGUACGAACGAAGGAUAAGGUGGGACGAGACGGGCGAAGUUCCUCGAGAUUUGCGAAGGCUGUGACGUCAGAGAAGGUUCUUAGGAAGGUUCAGGAUUGCGCGUCUUUCUAUAAGGACUAUGAGCUUUGUGAAAAAUAUAUUCAAAUUCGCGAAUCUUUUGAUUCUAGAAUGAUAAAGAGCAACAUCGACGUCAUGCGACAGUUGUAUGUAAAAGAAAGGGAUUACUUCUGAAUUUAUUUUUCGUGAAGUACAUAAUGCUGUGAUAGCGUCAGGGGAACGUGAAAUGAUAGCAUGAGAAAUGCGGUGUGUUCUUAUAUUAUUUUUGCCGAAAUUCGGUAAAGGCGACGUGUCGUUAAUACGGACAAAAGAUUUUGCAAUGCGGCAUCCUGUAACUCAAUCGCGAUAUGUAUAUUAUUAAGCAGUAUUUCGUAGCGAGAACAAAAAGUUACGCGUAUCACACCAAGCCUGAUCUCCAGAAUCCUUGAACAGCCUC
This is a messenger RNA of Cyphomyrmex costatus, 2849 nucleotides long. RefSeq names its product serine/threonine-protein kinase 17B. The transcript has 6 exons. The record is from RefSeq and is a predicted model, not a curated record. Bases 234 to 2150 code for a protein of 638 amino acids. Gene Ontology annotation, cellular component: nucleus. Gene Ontology annotation, biological process: intracellular signal transduction; positive regulation of apoptotic process; protein phosphorylation. NCBI's taxonomy places the organism in Eukaryota, Metazoa, Arthropoda, Insecta, Hymenoptera, Formicidae. Gene Ontology annotation, molecular function: protein serine/threonine kinase activity; ATP binding.